Molecule: messenger RNA, 471 nt
Organism: Trametes versicolor FP-101664 SS1
Lineage: Eukaryota; Fungi; Basidiomycota; Agaricomycetes; Polyporales; Polyporaceae
Exons: 3
Source: RefSeq, a predicted model, not a curated record
CGCAUCGCGCAAGACGACCUCCCUGCAGUUGCGCAGUCAUGGCAGGACCUUUGUCUCGUCAGCGGCGGCGAUAUUUUCACCAACGAGCCGUGUGUGCAGCUUGCCGGAGUGGACGGCAUCAACGCCCUCCUCGCCGAUGCCGAGCCCUGUGCGCAGCAAGACAACGCGGACGCGAUGAUCGACUUUGCGCGCUCGCCCGGGGUCACAAACACCGACGCGCUCAUCGCGAACGCGGUGGCGUACGCGAGCCACCCGCGGAACGCGCCGAACAUUAACGGCGUCAUCCCGAGCACGCUCUUCUGCCAGCGCGCGCCGCGGAACCCGGAGCUUGCUGGUGUGGUGCGCCCCCAGCUUGACGGUGUCGACCUUGGGAUCUUUGGGGACGUGAAUUCGGGGCUAUUUGCGUUCGGAGCAGACGGCACAUGCCCUUUUGGACAAACAGCGGACGUGAACACUUGCGGCUGCUCCUGA